AUAAACGCAGGCUCCACGCAGCCCUCGGAAAAAGACCAGGCCGGAGCUGUCACGCCGGAUCCACGCCGUCAGCUGCCUGACACGUGCUGCCCACGCCCGCGCGUCCCCGCCGGGCAGCCCCCUGCGCUCUGGCCCGCAGUCCUGGGCGCCCCCAGCCCCCGCCAUGCGGCCCCACGCGCCCUCGCAGUGCGGCCCCACGCGGCCUCGCAGUGCGGCCCCCAGCUCCCGCCCUGCCGGGCCCCCGCGCCACCAGCCCCCGCCGUGCGACCUCGCUCGCCCCCAGCCCCCGCCGUGCGGCCCCCCGCACCCCCACCGUACGACCCCCCGCGCCCCCAGCCCCCGCCGUGCGGCCCCCUACUCCCCCAGCUCCCGCCCCGCCGGCUCCCCGCACCCCCACCGUACGACCCCCCGCGCCCCCAGCCCCCACCGUGCGGCCCCCCGCACCCCCAGCCCCCACCGUACGACCCCCCGCACUCCCAGCCCCCGCCGUGCAGCCCCCCGCACCCCCAGCCCCCGCCGUGCGGCCCCCGGCUCCCGCCCCGCGGCCCCGCUCCGCCCGCACCCCGCAAACUACAACUCCCACAAUGCCCCGCAGCCGCCCCCCGGCUUCCGGUGCUGCGCAGUUUCCGGAGCGGAUCGCAACCCGGAGUCCGGAUCCGACCCCUCUCUGCACAUUCCAAAGGCAGCCGCCAUGCCGACUGUUCUUUGUUACAUUCGCCGGCCGCGGCGCCGCCGGCGAUCGGAGUCAAAACCCGGCUGGAUUUCGCGGAGCCGCUCCGGGAUCGCCCCGCGCGCCCGCCCGCCCGCCGGGUCCCGCCGUCGCGGGCGCUCCGGGCCGGGCCGGCCGCGCCCCCCGCCCACGGCCGGGCCCCCCGCCCGCCGGCCGCGGCCGGGCCCCGCGCCCAGCCCCUCGACCGCGCGGGGCGGGGCCGGCCGCCCAUCCCUCAGCCGGGCCGCGCCGGGCCCCCCGCCAGGCCCCCCGCCCGCGCCCCCAGCCGCGUCUCCGCGGGGCGCGGGCGGGGGUCUGCGCUGCUCUCGGCGCCGGCGGGGGCGCUUUCCCCGGGGCCCUGGGCAGCCCCGGGGGCGGCCCUGGACCCCCGGCCUCCUGUCUGCGGGGGAGGGCGGAUUCGGGGCGGUGGGCACGGGGCCCGGGCCUCCUCCUCCCGCGCGCCUCCGCGGCGGCAGCGGGGUGCGGGGGCCUGCGCGGACAGGUGGGGGCGCCGCGCGUGGCCCUCCCCCACCCCCCGGGCCGGCGGGCAGUUUGGGGAGCGCGGGUGGGAACGCGGGAAACGGCCCGCCUGUUGGCCUCAGCCGUUGGCCGUGCGCGCUCGGCGAACCUUCGCGGAGCCCGCUCGCUCGCCUGUUUCCCCGCAAAUGCCCAGGAAUCGCCCCCGGCCCGCGGGGCCCCAGAGGUGCCUGGCCGUGGCGGAGCGGGGAGCCGCGCGUACCCGUGUGUGUUCCUGCAGCCGCCCAGGCGGGCUUCGCGAAGCUGGCCCUGCAAGGCGCCCGGAGCGGCCGACCUGGGGGGAGCCUCGGGUGGCGCCCCCGAAAUGCCGGCUGUUCCCGGAGGCGCAGGGAAGCCCCGGGCCCGCCCUGCGCCGGGUCUGGGACCUGGACAACCCGCCGCCUCCCGGGCUGCUGCUCACUUGGUGA
This is a messenger RNA of Oryctolagus cuniculus (rabbit), 1653 nucleotides long. The record is from RefSeq and is a predicted model, not a curated record. Lineage: Eukaryota; Metazoa; Chordata; Mammalia; Lagomorpha; Leporidae.